AUUAUAUGUACAUCUCAUCGCUCCUCUCUUCAUGUCAUUAAGGGACACUAUCUACCAAAUUGCAUCAACUUCAGAAUUUUCGGACAGCGACUACCAGUUCCUGGUACUGUAACAUAAUUCACCCUCCAGGAUGACAUGUAAAAUGAAGCUGUUGGUUUUUCUGCUGAUUAUGGUGGUCCUUGGAGUUCUCAAGUUUGACUUCAGAAGUUCCCUGUUAACAAGCCAAAGCUCGUUCCCCUGUUUUGCUAAAGAUAAUCUGCUGUUUAUGCGUCGCGUUGAGCCAUUCUUGUCUGCACGCACCAACCUAUCAGAGGAGGCCUUUACGUGGUGGAAACACAUUCAACUUGAAAAGCGUGACCUCAGUUACUUUAAAGCAACCCUAAAAAGGCUUUUUGAAAUCUUCCCAUCCAUUCCCAAAUUUGGAGAACGCAGAUCAGAGAGAAUAAGAAUGUGUGCUGUGGUGGGAAAUUCCAUGGAUUUAAAAGGUUCGGGGUAUGGACGUCUCAUAGACUCCCAUGAAAUCAUUAUAAGAAUGAACUUUGCUCCAGUGAAAGGUUAUGAAGAAGACGUUGGGAUCAAAACAACACAUCGUGUCAUGUAUCCAGAGAGCGCCGUGGAUUUAGAUAAUACGACGCAUCUUGUGCUGUUUCCAUUCAAGAUAAAUGAUAUUGAGUGGCUCAUUAAGGCCUUUACAACAGGAUUCUAUGGAAGAUCAUAUGCACCGAUAAAACCAAAAAUAAAAGGCAACAAAAAUUUGGUGAUGGUGGUCAGUCCAGCUUUUAUGAAGUACUCUCAUGAGGUUUGGCUGGGGAGUAUAGGGAACUACCCUUCCACUGGUUUUAUGACUUUUGUUCUGAGCCUUCAUGUUUGCGAUGAGGUACAUGUGUUUGGUUUUGGUGCAGACAGCCAGAGAAGCUGGAGUCAUUACUGGGAAACCCUUCGAGAUAAGAGCUUCAAAACCGGACCACACCCUGGACACCAUGAACACGCAAUUAUACAAAAUCUUGCUGAUGGAAAAACAGUAAAGCUUUAUAAAGGCUCAUAACUUUUCUUCUCAAACUUUAAAAGUCAGAUUUUCAUUCCUAUUUUGUUGACAUGACUUUAUUUGUUGUUAUAGUAACAACAGGUUGUUUUUUGGUGGGUGUUUUCUUAUUACUUUUUAACCAGUUACCAUGUUUUAUCCAUAGUGUGACAAAAUGUCAAGUUAAAGCAAGCUAAGAUAUUUUCACUCUUUUUUUCCUUUAUGGCUCCUAUGUGAUCUUUGAUUUUGAACCCUAGCGGAUCACAAAAAAAAAAU
This is a messenger RNA of Cyprinodon tularosa, 1297 nucleotides long. RefSeq names its product CMP-N-acetylneuraminate-beta-galactosamide-alpha-2,3-sialyltransferase 1-like. Gene Ontology annotation, molecular function: beta-galactoside (CMP) alpha-2,3-sialyltransferase activity. The record is from RefSeq and is a predicted model, not a curated record. The transcript has 7 exons. Lineage: Eukaryota; Metazoa; Chordata; Actinopteri; Cyprinodontiformes; Cyprinodontidae. Bases 131 to 1045 code for a protein of 304 amino acids.